Molecule: messenger RNA, 1269 nt
Organism: Spathaspora passalidarum NRRL Y-27907
Lineage: Eukaryota; Fungi; Ascomycota; Pichiomycetes; Serinales; Debaryomycetaceae
Exons: 1
Coding region: 1-1269 (422 amino acids)
Biological process (GO): amino acid transmembrane transport
Cellular component (GO): membrane
Molecular function (GO): amino acid transmembrane transporter activity
Source: RefSeq, a predicted model, not a curated record
AUGGGUUGGAAUUACUUUUUGCAAUGGAUUGUUACCAUUCCAUUCUCGUUGGUUUCGGCUGCUAUGACAAUUGAAUACUGGAACAAGGAUAUCAAUUCAGCUGUUUGGGUGUCUAUAUUUUUCGUUGUAAUUUGUGCAAUUAACAUAUUUGGUGUUAAAGGGUACGGUUAUGGUGAAUCUAUGUUUUCAGUUAUCAAAGUGAUUGCAAUUAUUGGGUUCUGUAUCUUGGCUGUUAUUCUUAUUGCCGGAGGAGGUAAUCAAGGUUAUAUUGGAGGAGCAAACUGGCACCCACCUUUUGUAAACGGGUUUAAGGGAACUUGUAACACUUUGGUUAACGCCGGGUUCAGUUUCGCCGGUACCGAAUUGGUUGCUCUUGCAGCUGCAGAAUCUCCAAACCCUCGUCGAGCCAUGAAGAAGGCUAUCAAACAAGUGUUUUGGAGAAUUGCCAUUUUCUACUUACUUACCAUUAUCUUACUUUGUUUUUUGGUUAGAUACGACGAUCCAAAUUUAAUUGGUAAUUCUAGUUCAUCUGCUUCACCAUUUGUUGUUGCUAUCUCCAAUGGUGGUAUUAAGGUUUUGCCUUCAAUUUUCAAUGUUGUUAUCCUUUUGGCAGUUUUGUCGGUUGCCAACGCCAGUGUUUUUGCAUCAUAUAAGCCUUUGGUUGCCUUGGGUGAAUGUGGAUACGGUCCUAAAUUCUUGACAUAUGUUGACAAAAAGGGAAGACCAAUGAUUUCUAUUCUUAUUUGCUUAGCAUUUGGAUUGAUUGGAUUUAUUGGUGCUUCCAAGAAUCAAGAGACUGUGUUCAUUUGGUUAUUGUCCUUGAGUGGGUUGGCCUGUAUUUUCAUUUGGUUUUCUAUCUCAUUGGCACAAGUUAGAGUUAAUUAUGCAUGUAAGGUACAAGGUAUUUCUCGUGACAAUAUGCCAUUCAAGUCAUUUGGUGGUGAUUACGGUGCUUACUUUUGUAUGUUCCUCAAUGUUUUGAUUUUACUUGCUCAAUUUUACAUUGCAUUGUAUCCAAUUGGCGCUGAACCAUUACAAGUCUCAACCUUCUUCCAAGCUUAUCUUGCUGCUCCAAUUGUCUUGGUUAUGUACAUUGGUCACAAAAUCUGGACUAGAAACUGGAGCUUGUACAUCAAGGCCGAAGAUAUGGAUGUUACUACCGGUAGAGUUGUUGUAGAUACCGAACUUUUGGCACAAGAAGAAUUUGAAGCCGCUGAAGCUUGGAAAGCCAAACCCUUGUAUCAUAGAAUCUUCCAUACUUGGUGUUAA